Molecule: messenger RNA, 691 nt
Organism: Frieseomelitta varia
Lineage: Eukaryota; Metazoa; Arthropoda; Insecta; Hymenoptera; Apidae
Gene: RpL9
Product: 60S ribosomal protein L9
Exons: 4
Coding region: 90-662 (190 amino acids)
Biological process (GO): cytoplasmic translation
Cellular component (GO): ribosome; cytosolic large ribosomal subunit
Molecular function (GO): structural constituent of ribosome; rRNA binding
Source: RefSeq, a predicted model, not a curated record
UAGAUAUCUAUGUUUCAUUCAUCCAAGAAAGUAGUAGACAUGCUUUCUCAAUACCUCGGUCUUUUCCGGUUAUACGAUAGCGUGUAAGAAUGAAACAAAUUGUGACAAAUCAAACAGUAAAAAUACCAGAGGGAUUAACUGUCACAGUUAAAUCCCGCAUGGUUACUGUUAAAGGACCAAGAGGUAUUCUUAAACGCUCCUUCAAACAUCUUGCACUUGAUAUUCGUAUGAUAAGUCCAAGGUUACUAAAAGUUGAAAAGUGGUUCGGAACAAAGAAGGAGUUAGCUGCUGUCCGCACAGUUUGUUCUCAUAUUGAAAAUAUGCUGAAGGGAGUGACUAAAGGAUACCAGUAUAAAAUGAGAGCUGUGUAUGCUCAUUUCCCAAUUAAUUGUGUAAUUACAGAAAAUAAUACAGUUAUUGAAAUUCGUAACUUUUUGGGUGAAAAGUACAUUCGUCGUGUAAAAAUGGCAACAGGAGUAACUGUUUCAAAUUCUGCUAAACAGAAGGAUGAGCUAAUAAUAGAGGGAAAUUCUUUAGAAGAUGUUUCUCGAUCUGCCGCUCUAAUACAACAAUCAACGACUGUAAAGAAUAAGGACAUCAGAAAGUUCUUGGAUGGUCUUUACGUGUCUGAAAAAACGACAGUUGUACAAGAUGAUGAAUAAAGCGUUAAUUUGGUUAUUCACAAUGUGAA